CUCCUUCCAGAUUUUGUCCAGCAGCACUUGCCAAAUGAGGUCGGCUCACCUGCGAGUCGCCUGCACGUGUGGGUGGUUCGGGCAGUUCCACGACCGGAGCUUUUAGUCGCGCACAUCUCAUCCCACUGCUCCGGUCUUGCAGAAGAAACCUGCAAACUUUCCAUUUAAUACCUCUCACCACUCCAAAUCUUCCGCUCAGAGCCCAUUUUACUGCUGCUAUUCCUCUCCACCACCAUCAAUCACAUCAACACCGCCCAACAUGGCUCGCAAGUUUUUCGUCGGCGGCAACUUCAAGAUGAACGGUACCAUCGAGUCCGUCAAGUCGAUUGUCAAGAACCUCAACGAUGCCAAGCUGGACUCCAACGUUGAUGUGGUGAUCGCCCCUCCGGCGCUCUACCUGCUUCUCGUCCGCGAGCACCUCAAGCCCGGCCUCGAGGUGGCGGCGCAGAACGUGUUUGACAAGCCCAACGGCGCCUACACGGGCGAGAUCAGCGUGUCGCAGCUUAAGGACAGCAACAUCAACUGGACGAUUCUGGGCCACUCUGAGCGCCGGACCAUCCUGGGCGAGUCGGACGAGGUGGUGGCGUCCAAGACCAAGGUCGCUACCGAGGGUGGCAUCGGCGUCAUAUGGUGCUGCGGCGAGUCGCUCGAGGAGCGCGAGAGCGGCAAGACCAUCUCGGUUAUCGAGAAGCAGCUGGCUGCCGUCAGCGCCAAGAUCGGCGACUGGAGCAAGGUCGUCAUUGCCUACGAGCCCAUCUGGGCCAUCGGCACGGGCAAGGUCGCCACUGUACAGCAGGCCCAGGAGGUGCACGCCUCGAUCCGGUCCUGGCUCAAGGCCAACGUCAGCGAGGACGUGGCCAAGCAGACGCGGAUUCUCUACGGAGGAAGCGUCAACGGAAAGAACUGCAAGGAGUUAGCCAAGGAGGAGGAUAUCGACGGCUUCCUCGUCGGCGGUGCCAGCUUGAAGCCCGAGUUUGUCGACAUCAUCAACGCCAACUAGUAAAGCACCAUCCGAAAAUGGGCCAAGGCCGAAGCCGCCUAGGAUAAUGCCACGGGAUCUUGCAAACAAGAGGGAACAAUGGUCAAAAAAUUAUGGAUAGAGACGAGAAACGGAAUCAUUUGAUACA
Messenger RNA from Lasiosphaeria miniovina, 1127 nucleotides. Its product is annotated as triosephosphate isomerase. Gene Ontology annotation, biological process: glycolytic process; glyceraldehyde-3-phosphate biosynthetic process; glycerol catabolic process. The transcript is spliced from 4 exons. Lineage: Eukaryota; Fungi; Ascomycota; Sordariomycetes; Sordariales; Lasiosphaeriaceae. The record is from RefSeq and is a predicted model, not a curated record. Bases 260 to 1000 code for a protein of 246 amino acids. Gene Ontology annotation, cellular component: cytosol. Gene Ontology annotation, molecular function: triose-phosphate isomerase activity.